Somion occarium is the source of this 5129-nucleotide messenger RNA. The record is from the annotation of a GenBank genome assembly. Lineage: Eukaryota; Fungi; Basidiomycota; Agaricomycetes; Polyporales; Cerrenaceae.
ACUGUUCAGCUCACGACCGCCAUACGUCCUGAUGGCGGAGAACAUAUACAGCAAAGGGACCAAGGUUUGGUUCCCUGACAAGGAGCUGAGCUGGCUAUCUGGGGAGGUCACGUCUGUCACGAAAAAUUCUGAUGAUACCGUCAAGCUCUUCUUCGUCGAUGAACGCGGCAAGGAAGUUGUCAUCAAUACCACUGUCAAGGAGAUAAAGGAUGGCAAGGAAGGCCUCCCGCCGUUACGCAAUCCACCACUACUAGAAACAGCCGAUGAUCUGGCCACACUCUCUCACCUUAAUGAGCCAUCUGUCCUACAUACCAUCCGGAAUCGCUAUGCCCAACAUAGCAUCUAUACCUAUAGCGGAAUCGUGCUCAUUGCUAUGAACCCUUUCCAGCGUGUCACUCUUUAUGGACCUGAGAUAAUACAAGCGUAUAGUGGCCGGAAACGAGGGGAAUUAGAGCCUCAUUUGUUUGCCAUUGCCGAGGACGCAUACACCGCAAUGAGCAGGGAUGGCACGGGUCAAACGAUUAUUGUGUCCGGAGAGAGGUAUGAAUGCAGCACAAUCAUGAAUUUUUCUGGCAGUUCUGAUAUUUUUGCCAAAGUGGCGCAGGCAAAGUAUAUUAUGAGGUAUCUGGCUUCCGUGAACCCGCCAGAUUUGAAGGGUAGAGGCAAGACUAAAGCUUCCUUGGACGAAUCAAGUGAAGUCGAACGUCAAAUUCUUGCCACAAACCCCGUCUUAGAAGCAUUCGGUAACGCGAAGACGACUCGUAAUGACAACUCUUCUCGGUUUGGCAAGUACAUACAGAUUCUAUUCGAUGGUAAGCAGGAGAUCGUCGGUGCCCGGAUACGAACGUACCUGCUCGAACGCUCGCGUGUGGUCUUCCAACCGCUGACGGAGCGGAACUAUCACAUCUUCUAUCAGCUUUGCGCGGGUGCACCUCUGAAGGAACGCAAGGAUCUUGGCUUGGACACAGAUGUUUCGAAGUUCCACUAUCUCAAGCAAGGCGGCCCUUCGUCUAGCCCGAUCAAUGGCGUCGACGAUGCCGAGGAAUUUCGACAAACGCAAAUUGCUCUAUCCACAAUUGGUAUCAGUGUGGAGAAACAGUGGGCUGUUUUCAAACUGCUUUCGGCUUUGCUUCACCUGGGAAACAUCAAGGUUUCACAGAUGCGGAAUGAUGCUGCCAUCGACGAUGUUGACCCGGCACUACAACUGGCGACCCGGUUCCUUGGUGUUCCUCUUGCUGACUUCAAGAAGUGGACGAUUAAGAAACAGAUUACGACGCGGACAGAAAAGAUUGUAACAUCCCUCAACGGUGCGCAAGCCACCGGUGUUCGGGAUAGCGUUGCAAAAUUCGUGUAUGCUUGCCUGUUCGAGUGGCUGGUCAACAUCGUCAAUGAGAGCUUGGCCGGUGAAGGUGGCGAGGCUGCGAGCCGUGCCGAGAUGUUCAUCGGCGUCCUUGAUAUCUAUGGUUUCGAACACUUCCAAAAGAACUCGUUCGAGCAAUUCAGCAUCAAUUACGCUAAUGAAAAGCUACAACAAGAGUUCAACGCGCAUGUGUUCAAACUUGAGCAAGAGGAAUAUGUCAGGGAAAAGAUCAACUGGACCUUCAUCGACUUCUCUGAUAAUCAACCUUGUAUCGAUGUUAUCGAAGGGAAGCUCGGUGUCCUCGCCCUUCUUGACGAGGAAUCGCGUCUCCCCUCCGGCACAGAUUCGACCUUCUUGCAAAAAUUGCACAACCAAUUAACCAAGCCGGAGAACAAGAACGUAUUUAAGAAGCCCCGAUUUGGAAACUCUGCUUUCACUAUUGCCCAUUAUGCGCUCGACGUCACUUACGAGGUCGAAGGCUUCCUGGAGAAGAACAGGGAUACCGUUCCCGACGAACAUAUGGGUUUGCUUUUGAAUACCAAGAACGCCUUCUUAAAAGAAGUUCUAGAUGCCGCUUUCGCUGCUAACAAGCCUCCCGAAAGUGCACCACCGGCGUCUCCUACACCUUCAGAUGCGGGCAGUGGUUUCGGUACUGGCUCUCGUCGCUCUUCUGUCAUCCCUGACCCUGGUCGUGUGAAUCUCAUGGCAUCUGCUGCUGCUUCGGCUGGACCGAAGCGGCCAGGCGGAGUCGUGAAGAAACCCACUCAGGCUUCGAUUUUCAAGGCCUCUCUAAUUAACUUGAUGGAUACCCUUGGGCAGACCAACGUUCACUAUAUUCGUUGCAUUAAGCCCAACGAGCAAAAGAGAGCUUGGGAUUUCUUGCCGCAUCAAGUGCUGAGUCAGCUCCGUGCUUGCGGUGUUUUAGAGACUAUUCGUAUCAGUUGUGCUGGCUAUCCUACUCGCUGGACAUAUGAAGAAUUCGCUGAACGGUACUAUAUGCUUGUCCAGUCUUCCGAAUGGGAUUCCAUGAUUCGUGACCUGGAGUUGAAACCUCUCUGCAACCUCAUCCUAGAUAGGACGAUCAAUGACCCCGACAAAUACCAAUCUGGUCUCACCAAGAUCUUCUUCCGAGCUGGUAUGCUCGCUGCAUUAGAAUCCCUUCGUUCCGGUCGUUUGAAUGCUCUCGUAACAACCAUCCAGAAGAACAUGCGUAGACGAAUGGCUGUCAAGAAGUAUCAAGAGCUUAGACAUGCAACGAUCAAGAUCCAAACUUGGUGGAGAGGUAUCCUCGCCCGCAAGCUCGUGGAAGGUGUUCGGAGGACAGUUGCUGCGACUCGAUUGCAGACCGCCAUUCGAAGAUACACUCAGCGAAAACGCUUCCAGGACACCAGACGGGCGAUCAUCCGAUUCCAAAGCCGUGUACGUGGUGCUCAAGCUCGUCGACAAUUCGUGGAAUCGCGGCGAACCCAUGCUGCUACCGUUCUUCAGAGUCUUCUGCGUGGCUUCCUUACACGGAGAGCAUUCCACACAGAUGUCAAGCAUGUUGUUUAUCUCCAGUCCUGCAUUCGUCGCCGUCUGGCUCGUAAAGAGCUAAAAGCCCUCAAAGCAGAAGCACGAUCCGUCUCUAAGUUCAAGGAGAUCUCCUACAAACUCGAAAAUAAGGUUGUCGAGCUUACGCAGUCGCUUCAAAGGCGUACCGAGGAGAAGAAAGUACUGGAAGGCAAACUUGCAGAGCUCGAGAAACAGCUUGAGGUCCUUGCUACUCGUCAUGAGGAGGCCGAUUCCCGUGCCAAGCAGUUCAGCUCCCAACUACAAACUGCUCAACAAGAUGUCGCUCAGAAGAACGAGCUCUUGCAGGCAAAGGAGGACUUGGAAAGACGGCUGGAGGAGGCUGUCGCCAAGGCGGCAGAGAAGGAAGAACAGAUUCAGAAAUUGACAAACGACGUGAUGCGACAAGCCCAACAGCUGGAGGCUCAACAAAAGGCUAUUGACAACACUCCCGUGCGCAAUGCAGACGACAGUUCAGUCAUUUUGACCCUGAAGAAUGAAGUCAGCAAUCUCCGUGAACAGCUCAAUCGCGCCAAUGCGCUCAACGCGCUGACUGCCCGUAGCCGUCCAGAACCUACUUCUCCGACCUUCGCACCUGGUCUUCGACUGGGAGAGCCCAAUGGUGCUGUUCCCAACGGAAAUGGUACUUCGCCAGUUGCCAGCCGCGGGCACCAGCGCAGACACAGUUCCGCAGGCGUAUACUCGAUCAGCCCCAUCGACAACCGCACCUCUGCGGACGAGCUCAUGGUCAUGGCCAAGCGCGGCCAGGCAGCUCGUGCCGUCUCCGUCGCCUAUAAUGGCGAAGAUGGUCUUCCUCGAUUCCGUGCUCCCAAUGGUCUUGCUGAUAUCUAUGAUGACCCUGCGGAAGAGAAGAUCAGACUGAUGCAGGAUAUCAGACACUUGGAUGAGGAUGUUCUUGAUGGUCUCAUCCGUGGCUUGAAGAUCCCGGCACCAAGUCUCAAUAACCCGUCGCACGUGAAGGAGAUCCUCUUCCCUGCUAACCUCAUUAGCUUGAUCACGAAUGAGAUGUGGAAGUACGGUCUCAUCCCGGAGAGCGAGCGAUUCCUAGCGAAUGUUAUGCAGACUAUCCAGUCUCACGUUAUGUCGUUCACUAGCGAGGACUGCGUCAUUCCUGGGAUCUUCUGGCUUUCCAAUGUCCACGAGAUGCUUUCCUUCAUCUGCGUUGCCGAGAGCGACAUGCUUCAGGGCAUCGGUCCGGGUGAGGAGAACGCCGUGCGACCGUUUGAGUGGGCCGACUAUGAACGUCUUGUAUCUGUCGUCAAACACGAUCUUGACAGUCUUGAGUAUAAUAUCUACCACACAUGGAUGUCGGAGACGAAGAAGCGGCUGUCGAAGAUGGUCAUUCCAGCACUCAUCGAGAGCCAGUCUCUCCCCGGCUUCACCACUACAGAAGGUAGCGGUCGAUUGUUCAACAGGUUGCUCAACAGCAAUAGUCAGCCUGCAUACAGCAUGGAUGAUAUCCUCAACCUGCUGAACAAAGUCUGGCGCAGCUUAAAGAGCUACUACAUGGAAGAAUCGGUGGUACAACAGGUCAUCACCGAGCUUCUGAAAUUGAUUGGUGUUACGAGCUUUAACGAUCUUCUCAUGAGACGAAACUUCUCCUCGUGGAAGAGAGCGAUGCAAAUCCAGUACAACAUCACUCGAAUCGAAGAAUGGUGCAAGUCUCAUGACAUGCCCGAGGGCACUCUCCAGCUGGAACAUCUGAUGCAAGCGACAAAGCUGUUACAGCUGAAGAAGUCCACGCCUGCGGAUAUUGAGAUCAUCUACGACGUGUGUUGGAUGUUGACCCCUACGCAGAUUCAACGAAUGUGCACGAACUACUAUGUUGCUGAUUACGAGAACCCCAUAUCGCCGGAGAUCCUGCGCGUAGUCGCGUCCCGUGUGAUUGCCAAUGACCGCAAUGACCACCUGCUUCUUCCGCCAGAGACGGACGAAGUUGGACCAUACGAACUGCCCUUGCCACGAGAGGUAUCUGGGCUGGAGACGUAUGUGCCCGCAUACCUUAAUGUUCCUCAUCUUCGUAGAUUAGCGGCUCUGGUAGCAUAGUCUGAUUUGUUUCGCUGUUGUUUUGCUCUGGUUCUGGUGACGGCUUCCUUCGAUGUAUAAUCUAUGGCAAAUAAUACCCUGGAAUUGUUUCGGACGGCGAUGUAACUUAGGGCAGCCCAAGGGCAGCCUGUAAGGAUAUCUGGAUUGUGGGCGU